Messenger RNA from Panthera uncia (snow leopard), 950 nucleotides. RefSeq names its product transcription elongation factor A N-terminal and central domain-containing protein-like. The record is from RefSeq and is a predicted model, not a curated record. Gene Ontology annotation, biological process: DNA-templated transcription. Gene Ontology annotation, cellular component: nucleus. Lineage: Eukaryota; Metazoa; Chordata; Mammalia; Carnivora; Felidae.
AUGGCGUCUACCUUCUCGCUGGUGCGAACCCUGCGGCUGAGAACGUGGCAGCCGGAGGCCAAGGGCAAGGAACUCAGGACACCCGGUGCACAGGUGCACGUCUCAGGGUCCAGCUGCACACCGGACACGCCCCGCAACGUGCCACAGACUGAGACGGCGGCCGUGCAAUCGUCUCGUGGCCAGGCCGGUGUCCCCUGUCCUCAGACCCGGCACGCGUCGUGCCACCUCAACCGAGAAGGCACAGAGGACGUGAGGCCAGGCCAUGAAGAUGCCACGCCCUUCCUCCCACCUUCUUCUCUGGGGCGCCAUCAUUUCACGGGCGGUGCCCCUCAAUCCGCUGAUGAGCGAUCCAGUGAGUUGCCAGAUCCCACAGUACCUGUGAGAGCUAAAGGCACAGAGCUUCUUUAUGAAGCUUUACCUAGUUCUUCCACGGACCAGCAGCCCAAAGCCGAUAUGUGGCACAACUUCGCAAGAGACAUUCUGACCGUCUAUUUAAAGAACCUCAAAAAAUACAAAACUUGUGUUAGAAGCCAAGUCACCAAUCUGAAGAACCCCCCCCAAAAUUCUCACUUACAACAAAGCUUGCUCUCUGGGACCAUGUCGCCGGGAGAAUUUGCGGAAACGGCUGUCAUGGAAAUGGCACACGAGGACCUGAAGCAGUUGAGAGCCGCAUACACGGAAUCUCGCAUCCAGGAACACCACUUGCCCCGAGUGGUGGGGGGCACAGACAAAAUAAAAUGCGGAAGCUGUGAGAAGUUCAAUUGCAAGGUCACCGUAAUCACCAGAGGAGCACCUUUCCUUGCAGGCUGGGUGCGGAACUCAAAUCCAGACGAAGACACGAUGACCUCUGUGAUCUGUAAUGAGUGUGGGGAGCAGUGGUACCACAGCAGGUGGGUGUGCCUGUAAUUGCAAAUAAAUGUUCUCUUCACAAAAAUAAAUAAAUAAAUAAA